CAAUUUCACGGGACUAUUUGCGACAUUGCGAAAAAAACUUGAUGCAGUCCCGAAUUCUCGAUGUGUAUCUCCGUCUGAUUGCAUACGUUUGAUGACACCAGGUUCAAGAAAUGUUUUCGUUGAUGCGAAGGCUUUUGUAUUAGAUGAAAUCAGAAAAGAUUAUAUAAAGACGGGCAAAUGCAACUUUCAAAUAGCGAAAGAAAGUUUCAUCAGCGCCACAGCCUCGUUUGCCCUUCCGAAAAACAGUCCAUACACGCCAACUAUAAACCAAGGAAUAUUGGAACUGCUGCAGAUCGGCCUCAUCGACCACUGGGACACUUGGUUCCGCCCCAUGCCUCCUCAAUGUAAUGGAAAACCCCCAAAUGGAAACAAGACCAAGAAGCUUUCGCCUCUUUCCCUGAAAAAUUUGACCGGUGCAUUUCUAGUUUUACUUGUUGGACUGAGCCUUUCCAUUUUAGUUUUCCUCAUCGAAAAAAUCAAUUCUGUCUCUAAAUGUCGCAGUCGCAGUCGCAAAGUUAAUGGGUUGCAACGACACUAAAAAAAUUACAAAUUCGUGUAGGUGUCGUAAGAUAACAGAAGAAAAAGAACCCCCGUUUAUCCUUGGAAUAGUAUAGGUUGUAGGUAGAAUUAAAACUCGCACACAUCUGAUAUAUGGGGAAACUUUUCGAAAUGCUCAGAAUCAGCUAAAAGGCGAUCGCAUAAAGGCGGAAUGGAUAUUUUCUUGAUGAAAUGGUAAACGAUAGUUAAUAAUUGAUAAGCACUUGCGUAAAAUGUUAGUUGAACAAGUACCACGAUUAACUCGUAUAUCUUUUCGCUUUUAAAUAUUUAAUCAUGCACCUAUCAUUAGUUGGACUAUGAAGCAUAAGCUUAAAAUAAACUAUCAAAACAAUUA
This is a messenger RNA of Daphnia pulicaria, 892 nucleotides long. RefSeq names its product ionotropic receptor 93a-like. Bases 92 to 538 code for a protein of 148 amino acids. The record is from RefSeq and is a predicted model, not a curated record. The transcript has 3 exons. Lineage: Eukaryota; Metazoa; Arthropoda; Branchiopoda; Diplostraca; Daphniidae.